AUGUGGUCAAACUCUAUUGAGGAAGCCUUUUUUCAGGCCGUCAAGUGGCAUGACCUAUGUGGCACCAAUGGCAUCAUACUCAACCCAUCCAAGUUUAAAUUCGCCAAAACUACGGUUGAGUUUGCAGGUUUCGAAAUAACUCCCUCCACCGUGCGCCCAUGUGCCCGCUACCUGGAGGCCAUUCGACAUUUCCCCACACCUCGGAACAUCACCGACGUCAGGAGCUGGUUCGGUCACAUCAAUCAGGUAUCCUAUGCCUUCGCUUCCGCUGAACGCAUGCUCCCAUUCCGGGAAGCGCUGAAGCCGGGAAAACGCCUCGAAUGGGCAGAGGAGCUCGGCCGUCUGUUUGAAUGGUCAAAGGAGGCCAUCAGCAACGAAAUCCACCAAGGGGUUGAAAUAUUUGACAAGAAGAAACCAACUUGCCUUGCCACCGACUGGAGCAAGGAUGGCAUAGGCUUCUGGCUCUUCCAGAAACAUUGUACUUGUCUUUCGGAAAAGCCAUUUUGCCGCAAAACUGGCUGGAAGAUCACCCUGGUCGGUAGUCGAUUCACAUCAGGAGCCGAGUCCCGCUAUGCGCCCAUAGAAAGUGAAGCCCUGGCUGCGGUUAAUGCACUAGACAAAGCACGCCAUUUCACCUUGGGUUGUUCCGACCUGAUCGUGGCGGUGGACCACAAACCUCUUUUGAAGACGUUUGGGGACCGGUGUCUCGACGAUAUCCCCAAUCCCCGCCUCAGGAACCUCACGGAGAAGUCCCUUAGAUAUCGCUUCCGCAUCGUCCACAUCCCCGGUCUACGCCAUGCUGCAGCAGAUGCCGUCUCCCGCAGACCAGUGGGCAGCCCUAACACUCUCAGGCUCCCUGAUGCUGCCGCUCCCAUUCUGCUCCCUGAUGACCCUCCCUUGACACCUGAACUGCCACACGACUUUCUUUCUGCCAUCUGCACCCAGGAACUGGACGACACCAACCAGGUAUGCUCCAAACCUGACCUCGCUCCAACUGAGGUGAUCAAGUCAGUGACUUGGGACGAGAUUCGACUUGCAACAUCCAGCGACUCUACAAUGACUGCUUUGAGUAACACUAUUGAGGAUGGGUUCCCUGAAGACAGGACUUCUCUGUCCCCUGAUCUUCGCCCAUACCAUCAAUUCCGGGAGUUCCUCACUCACGACAUUUGA
Molecule: messenger RNA, 1170 nt
Organism: Aplysia californica (California sea hare)
Lineage: Eukaryota; Metazoa; Mollusca; Gastropoda; Aplysiida; Aplysiidae
Exons: 1
Coding region: 1-1170 (389 amino acids)
Source: RefSeq, a predicted model, not a curated record